This is a messenger RNA of Rhineura floridana, 5186 nucleotides long. RefSeq names its product RAB GTPase activating protein 1 (gene RABGAP1). Bases 252 to 3464 code for a protein of 1070 amino acids. Lineage: Eukaryota; Metazoa; Chordata; Lepidosauria; Squamata; Rhineuridae. The record is from RefSeq and is a predicted model, not a curated record. The transcript has 26 exons.
CGGCACCGGAAGUGGUCGGCCCGAGGCUUCCGGCUGAGCCCCGGUCACGUGACGGGGUGCCCCGGGAUCAGCCGGGAGGGGGUAACUGAGACGGCCUGACUGAGGCCUGGCGGCGGCGGCUGCACUGCUGCAGCUGCUGCUGCUCCGGCGGCUGCUUAAGGAGGAGAAGAAGGAGAGGAGGAACUGGAGGCCUGCGCGAGGGUACUUUUAAUAGAAGCCCAUCCAUGAGCGAAGCUUCAUUUUUUUAAGUCAUGGAUGACAAAGCCUCUGUUGGAAAAAUCAGUGUGUCUUCAGACUCGGCGUCCACUCUUAACAGCGAAGAUUUUGUCUUGAUUUCCAGGCAAGAGGAUGAAACGCCAUCCACCAAUAACGGUAGCGAUGAUGAGAAGACAGGUCUGAAGAUUAUAGGGAAUGGGAGUGAGCAGCAACUGCAGAAAGAGCUUGAGGACAUCCUAAUGGAUCCACCCCUGGAAGACCAAUCCAAUGACCGAGAACAUGAGGAAGAGGAGAACUCCCGUGAUGGAGAGGGAGAUGAGCUGGUUCUCCUUGAGCCUUCAGCAUCCUCCACAAUUAACCCGGUGUCCGUGGCGGGACCCCAAAAACCUGAGAUGAGUCUGCCGGUGAAACCGGCACAGGGAGAUUCCGAGGAGUCGAGUCCUUUUACUCCAGUCGCUGAUGAGGACAGCGUCGUCUUCAGCAAGCUCACUUACUUGGGCUGUGCCUCAGUCAACGCCCCCAGGAGUGAGGUGGAGGCCCUGAGGAUGAUGUCCAUCUUACGAAGCCAGUGCGAGAUUUCUGUGGAUGUGACUCUUUCGGUGCCCAACGUGUCUGAGGGAACUGUGAGAUUGCUGGAACCCCCGACAAACACUGAAAUAGCCAACUACCCCAUUUACAAGAUCCUGUUCUGCGUGCGAGGGCAUGAUGGAACCCCAGAAAGUGACUGCUUUGCUUUCACUGAAAGCCAUUACAACUCAGAGCUCUUCAGAAUCCACGUCUUUCGAUGUGAAAUCCAAGAAGCUGUGAGUCGGAUCCUGUAUAGUUUUGCCACCGCCUUCCGUCGCUCUGCCAAGCAAACCCCGCUUGCAACCCCCAUUGCCCCACUGACGCCAGACAGCGACAUCUUUACUUUUUCCGUCUCUUUGGAAAUAAAGGAAGAUGAUGGGAAAGGAUAUUUCAGUGCUGUCCCGAAAGACAAGGACAGGCAAUGCUUUAAACUGCGCCAAGGCAUUGACAAGAAGAUUGUCAUCUACGUGCAGCAGACGACCAACAAAGAGCUGGCCAUUGAAAGGUGUUUUGGUCUCCUCCUUAGCCCUGGGAAGGAUGUGCAAAGCAGUGAUAUGCAUUUGUUGGAUCUGGAGUCUAUGGGCAAAAGCUCUGAUGGGAAGUCUUAUGUCAUCACCGGUAGCUGGAACACAAAGUCUCCACACUUCCAGAUUCUGAAUGAAGAAACGCCUAAAGACAAAGUGCUGUUCCUGACCACAGCUGUGGAUCUGGUGAUCACUGAAGUGCAGGAGCCUGUCCGGUUCCUCCUAGAGACCAAAGUCCGCGUGUGCCCUGCCAACGAGAGGCUCUUCUGGCCUUUCAGCAAGCGGAGCUCCACUGAGAACUUCUUCCUGAAGCUGAAGCAGAUAAAGCAAAAGGACCGGAAGAACAGCACAGACACUCUCUACGAAGUUGUGUGCCUGGAGAGCGAGUCGGAAAGGGAGCGGAGAAAACCCACCGCAAGCCCAGCGCUCCGCCUGCCGCAGUCUGGAUCCCAGGGCUCCAUGAUCCCUUCCCCUCCGGAGGAUGAUGAAGAGGAAGAUAACGACGAGCCUCUCCUGAGUGGCUCGGGAGACGUUUCCAAAGAGUGUGCGGAAAAAAUCCUUGAGACGUGGGGAGACCUUUUGUCCAAAUGGCACUUGAAUCUAAGCGUGCGACCAAAAACCUUGUCCACGUUGGUGAGAAGCGGAGUCCCUGAAGCCCUCAGAGGGGAGGUUUGGCAGUUGCUUGCAGGAUGCCACAACAACGACCACCUGGUGGAGAAAUACCGAAUUCUUAUUACAAAGGAAUCUCCCCAGGACAGUGCCAUCACCCGCGACAUCAACCGGACAUUCCCUGCCCACGAUUACUUCAAGGACACCGGGGGAGACGGCCAGGACUCUUUGUACAAAAUAUGCAAGGCCUAUUCCGUCUACGAUGAAGAGAUUGGCUACUGCCAGGGCCAGUCGUUCCUUGCUGCUGUGCUGCUUCUGCAUAUGCCUGAAGAACAGGCGUUUAGUGUUCUGGUCAAAAUCAUGUUUGACUAUGGACUCAGGGAGCUUUUCAAACAAAACUUUGAAGAUUUGCACUGCAAGUUCUACCAGUUGGAGCGACUCAUGCAGGAGUACAUUCCUGACCUUUACAACCACUUCUUGGAUAUCAGCCUUGAAGCCCACAUGUAUGCAUCCCAGUGGUUCCUCACUCUGUUCACGGCAAAGUUCCCUCUUUACAUGGUCUUCCACAUCAUCGAUCUCCUGUUGUGUGAGGGCAUCAGUGUUAUCUUUAAUGUUGCCCUUGGGUUGUUAAAAACUACCAGGGACGACUUGCUGCUGACUGACUUUGAGGGGGCCCUAAAGUUCUUCCGGGUGCAGCUCCCCAAGCGGUAUCGUUCAGAGGAGAACGCCAAGAGGCUGAUGGAGUUGGCGUGUAGCAUGAAGAUUAGCCAAAAGAAGCUGAAGAAAUAUGAACGGGAAUACCAUGCCCUGAGAGAGCAGCAGGCACAGCAGGAGGACCCCAUAGAAAGAUUCGAGCGGGACAACCGGCGGCUACAAGAAGCCAACAUGAGGCUGGAACAGGAGAACGACGACCUGGCCCAUGAGCUGGUCACGAGCAAGAUUGCGCUGAGGAAGGACUUGGACAAUGCAGAGGAAAAGGCUGAUGCCUUGAACAAGGAGUUGCUGAUGACCAAGCAAAAGCUGAUAGAUGCGGAAGAUGAGAAGAGGCGCCUGGAGGAGGAGUCGGCUCAGCUGAAGGAGAUGUGUCGCCGGGAACUGGACAAGGCAGAGUCUGAGAUCAAGAAGAACAGCUCCAUCAUUGGCGACUACAAGCAAAUCUGCUCCCAACUGAGUGAGCGACUGGAGAAGCAGCAGGCAGCAAAUAAAGCUGAAAUUGAGAAGAUCCGGCAAAAGGUGGACGACUGUGAGCGUUGCCGGGAGUUUUUCAGCAAGGAGGGGCAGGUGAAGGUGGCCAGCGUUGCCCGGGAGGGCUCUGAGGAGGACACGGACGAGGAGAAGGAGGCGCUGAAGAACCAGCUGCGGGAGCUGGAGCUGGAGCUGGCCCAGACCAAGCUGCAGCUGGUGGAGGCAGAGUGCAAAAUCCAGGAUCUGGAGCAUGACUUGGGGCAGGCGUUGAACGAGGUGCAGGCCUCUCGGAAGACGUGGUUCAACCGAACGCUGAGCUCUAUAAAGACAGUGACAGGCGUUCAAGGGAAAGAGACUUGCUGAAGGGCCGGCCGCCCUCUUGAGGCCCCCUUUCAGGCUCGCCUCCCAUUGGGACACCUUCUGCCUUCUGUUGCCUGCCUCAGCCAGACACGACGUGGGAGAGAGGACCACCCACGGUGUACAUAAACUCUAGAAACACAGCGCAUGUUGGGGCUUUUCCACAGGUCAGUGACCCAAACUCUUUGCGAGGUUCACGUCGCGAGGCUCGACACCGGAUCUUCAUACUACUGAUUAUUUAACCAGGGAGUGUAGACCGAAAGCUUCUUUCGGAGGGAAAAAACCAAAAACACUCCAUUCUACAGUCUGGCUGGAGGCAUUUUGCAGGCCCAGGUACGAAAACUUACCCUAACCUCUAACUUACUAAGUUUACAGAUGAGAGCUUUUUUUACAGUUAUAACUUUUUUAAAUAUUUUAUUUGAAAGGAACAAAAGAGAAAAAAAGAUCACUCUUAACCAUAAGUUAUUCCAGUGCAAGACCAGACCCCCCUCCCCCCGGCUUGAGCUAGUGGGUGAGGUCUUUUGCAUGGUUACAUUUUGGAGUAGGAUCCCCCCCCCCAAAGAAAGUGUGCGUCCACCUGUCUGUCUGUCUCUCUCUUUGUCCACCAUUUAGUUCUCUUGUCACUAAUCAAUUCUAUGCAAUUCAGGGGAGGGUCAUUGUUCGUGUCUUUCCUUUUCAAAGUACCAGCGUCUUGUCUCCAAGUGAAUGAAUUUCCAUCAUGGUCCAUUUUGCCUGUGGUUAAUCUUCCAGAACCAUGUGACCCGCACCUAUAUCGUUUCACUGGCAGGAUCUGGACUAAAGAAAUGAAACAUGGGUCCCAAUGAAAUCACUGGGAACGUAAGUCAUGCCUGACUUUCUCUGGUUGACUUCAGUGGAAUCUUUAGUUCAACUAACUUAGCUUGGAUCCAGCCCAGUGACAAAACAGAAGCGUCAUACUUUAACUUACAAGCAUUAAGACUGUCUGUCUGUUUUAACCAAUCUCCGUUGUGCUUUUUGUGAGCUGCUCUGCUUUGGAGAGGCUUUUUUUUUUAGUUUUGCACAUAGAUGAGAAAAGGACAAAAUAAUGUGAGGUAUGGAAAGGGAAGGAUUACCAUGCUGUCUGUUUCUGCCCCAAGAAUCCUUGUUUUAUCUCUGCCUGGGGCUCUUCCAGUUGCAUGAGCUUUGGUGGCUCCGACGGCUGGGUUGUUUUUUUUCUCCUUCGGGUCACCCUCCCCACCAUGCUUCUUGUAACUACACCGUUAGGUACUAAAGCUGCUUGGAUUUCUGAGCACUUAGAUUACCCAGAACUGCUCACCAGGGAAGCUGUAGAAUGGAGGGUUUUGCACCUUUGUAUUUUUUUUUUAAUUUAUACUGGUUUGUGCUAUGCUGAACUAGCUAUUGUAUCAGCGGAUGAACUUUUUGUGCGCAGCGUGUUUGAGUAUAAGCCGGUUUCAAGAAGAGGCACUGGUUUGUAUAUAAAGAUAAUUUGUAUUUUUGUUAUUUUUCUUGUUGACCAGACUAAUGCUAGCUAAUGCAACCUGAGACUACAAGAGGCAAGGCCCUGCGAUGCCCAAGCGCUCAUGAAUUCUCUUCCCCUUAAACUGUGUACAUGAAUAUCUUGUAUUGUUUAAUAAUACCAAAAAAAUAACUGUAACUCCAUCAAUAAUAGAUGUGUGGACAUUGUAGUAGUCGUAGUUGCAGUGUGUAGAUCUUUGGAUUGAUAUAUAAACUAGUAAAACUGUAUCACUA